AAAAUUCUAUCUCAAAGAUUUGCUUUCAACGACUUUUGACCAAAUACGAAAGUACAUAUCUUGUUAAUUUUGUUACCACGCUAGUUAGGAAGGAAUUUGUGCAAAUCGCUCGAUGUUCUUAAAGUCAGAAAUGAUCACAGAGUGGAAGCCUAAGUAUUCAGCGUAAAGAAUGAACUAUUUAGGUCGUUUUGUGUCCAACGUUCGGGGAUUUUACAGCGAGAUAAACUCGGCCACUCUCACCGGAGCUAUAGAUGUUGUGGUGGUACGUCAGGAAGAUGGUUCUUACAUUGGCUCGCCGUUCCACGUUAGAUUUGGAAAACUCGGCGUGCUUCGAAGCCGAGAAAAGAUCGUUGAUAUAGAAAUCAAUGGAGAACCAGUGUCACUACAGAUGAAACUUGGCGAUGCAGGAGAGGCAUUUUUUGUUGAAGAAGUAGAUAAUGACUCUUCAGAUUUUUGUACUUCUCCUCUACCAUCUCCUGAGACACUUGAAGAUGCCAGGAAGGAGGAUAUUACUGCUCAAGAGGAAAAUAGUGGUAACAUAACUGUCAGUACUAAGAAUAGUGCUACUAAACUCACCAAAAACCUACAAGAGAAUGUUGUUAACACUUCCGUCACAGAGGAAGAAGCUAUGAGAUCUGUUUACCAAGGUGCACAAGCCCCAAAGGGUGAAGUGGUUUCUGAUUUUGGUUCAGAUGAUAAAAUUUCUGAUAGUAGUGUAGAAGAAGACAGUAAAGCUAAAGAAGAAACUCACAGUGAUCCAGAAACUGGGGAGUGUAAAGAAUCAAACAAAGAUGUUACUGACAAUAAAGUAGUUUCUUCUGUAGAAAGUAAUGCAGAGUCUGAUGCCAAUAUGGAGGCUGUGGUGGGAAGCAUCCCCUCUAAGUCAGACAGUAUUCCAAUACCAGUGCGGCAGAAGGCAGAUCCACGAGAUAUCUCAUCUGAUAGUGAAACGAUGUGGGCAGGAUCACACUCUCCCUCUAUUGCAAGUAGUUUUAAAAGAGACUUUUAUCCACUUUCUGACUUGGACUCACCUAUUGGCUCUCCACCCAGUCAUAGUGAUGAGCGAGUCAGCAGUGCACCAAAUCCUCAGCACUAUAUGAGUGAUUCUGAGCUGGAGUUACAUCAAAGCCAAGAGAAUAUUGCAAGAGAGAAUCAGAUCAGAUGGGCCUGGGGAAAGCUUCCACAGGGGCCAGAUGGACGAUCAUUGCCUGACAGGAAGCCUUCAGAUUUGAGGAAAGAAGACAUGAAACAUAUCCACAAAGGAAAGAGGAGAGAAGGAUCAUUCAAGUCACACAGCAAGGUUGGUGGCAAGGAAGGUAUUCUCCUGGAUGAUCUGAGGACUGUUGACCAUGAAGUAGCGGCUCUAUACCUCCAUCAAGCCUUAGACUCUAAACUGCAACAACAGCAGAGUGGCUCAGGAUCUGAGGACAGGGAGUCUGGUAUAGGACAGUCCUUGCCAAGUUCACCCAUAGCAGGGGAACGUCCCAAGGAAACAAUAGAGGAAUAUCAUGACAUUGCCUUGUCUGUGUGUGGAGAGUUAAGAAAUGGGAAAGUAUCACUAGAGAGUUUCAUACAGUCAAUGGUGACAUUUGAUGACCUGUGUAACAAUCCAGCAAUACUGUCAGAUCCCAAACUUGUUAUUAGAAUCAAUGACAGAUACUACAACUGGCAGAUUGCUGCUCCCAUGUUGAUGUCUCAUGUUGUUUUUCAAAGACCUCUUCGACAGGAUACAUGCCAGUCCCUGGUAAAACAACACAUGCCAAAGAAGGAAAAAAGGAGAAGCUACAGAAAUAUGUAUUAUUGGUUUUCUUGGAGAGCUGAGGAGAAGAGUUCAGAUGAAGAGAAUGAAGAUAUAAAGAAGGAUAAGCCACGCCCAAGGGUACAUAGUAGUGGUACAAGAAAACAAAUGUCUGCCCCAGAAAUGGAAAGGGAAGAAGAUGACAUUGAAAACAGGGAGAGAAAAAUAUCUGAGUGCAUUAGUGGCAAUGAAUCAGAUGCAUUCCCCAAGGGGAAUUAUAGGAAGGUCACAAGGCUUUCCUCUGAACAAAUUGCAAGUUUGAAUCUGAGAGAAGGAGCAAACAGUGUAACAUUCUCUGUAACCACAAAAUACCAGGGUACUGCAAUGUGUACAGCAACUAUCUACCUAUGGAAUUACAAAGAUAAGAUUGUUAUUUCUGAUAUUGAUGGGACAAUAACAAAGUCUGAUGUUUUGGGUCAGAUCCUUCCAGUGGUGGGACAAGCUUGGGCUCAGUCAGGGGUGGCUCACUUCUUUUGUAAGAUCCAGAAGAACGGUUAUAAAGUUCUUUACCUGUCAGCUCGAGCUAUUGGACAGGCACAACAGACCAGAGACUACCUCAAGAGUGUAAAGCAAGAUCAGCUGAUGCUACCUGAUGGACCACUGCUUCUGUCGCCUGAAUCCCUUAUCAAAGCUUUCCACAGAGAAGUGAUCGAAAAGAAACCAGAGGAGUUUAAGAUAGCCUGUUUGAGAGACAUCCAAAGCUUGUUUCCAACAAAUAGAAAUCCUUUCUAUGCUGGAUUUGGUAAUAAAGUCAACGUACAUCAAACUUAGUGACUUGGUGGAUCAAAUGUUCCCYCCAUUCAAAAUGGAAGGUCUUCGUCCAGCGGGGCUUAUAGCACCAGACCAAUUUAGUUCCUUUACGUAUUGGAGAGCGCCACUACCGAGGAUCUCUAUGGAUGAACUUAGCGACGCUGAUGGCGAAGGAAGUCAAGAGACCGGCUCCAACCAAUAACUGAGUUCAACAUUUAGGCGGUUAACUAGAAGAUAUGAUUGUAAAACAACAAACGCUGAAAUCCACUAUCUGUUGUGUAUCAUGGUUAUUUCUUUAUUUUCUUAGGUAACAUAUUUGAUUUUUUUUAAAAAAAUAGGUGAAUUUUGAAAUUUGUUAAGGUUAAAAAGUGAUAGAAAUUUAUACGAAAUUUAACAAGAUCCUUUGGGUUUUUCGGUGGUCUCGUUAACUUAUUGUGUGAAUCAAGGAUAGGUGAUUUUUUUUUCUUUUAUGAAAGAAUUGUGUUUAUAGAUAUUACAAAAUUAUUGUAAAUAGCUUCAAAUAGUUGUUUUUUUAUGAUCCUCAGAAAUUACAUUUCCUCAGCCCCAUUUCUUCUUUACCUGCAUAUUUUGUACUAUCUUUUACUCUUUUCUUAGCUAAUUUUUCGCCAUACUUUAAAGCCCGGUUUUAUAGUUAAUAGAUUGCUGGAUGUUGCUUAUCAAGUGAAGCUCUUUGUUGUAGAAAAACAACUGAAUUGUACUGUCAUUGAGUGUCUUUAAAACAAAACCCAAGUUAUCACAGUGAUCAAUAAGAACUAAGAUUAUCAUCAUUACUAGUCAAUGAGGACUCAAAGUGAAAACAACCAAACUGCUUUUUUACCUCAAUUGUCGCAAUCUGAUUGUCCAAUUUGCCGUUUUCGUUGAGAGUAGAGGCAACGCUGCUUGCGUCAACGUGUCACGAUCUUGGUCACGCACUGAAAAUAUGUUAGUAUUUGCUCAAAUGGCAAACUUGAUUGUGAUUAACAUUUUGCUAAAAUGUCUACGGUUGUUCUUUGGCACAUGGGAUAUAAAUUUUAAAUUACUAUAAAAAUUUUGAAAAAAUCAUCAAAAAAAAGGUAUAAUAUAUGAUUAUAAGCAUAUUUCAUAAAAAAAAACCAGAGAUGAUUGAUCUUUGCAAUUGCUACGUAAGUGAAGAGUCUCCAACGUGGGAAAUGUUAUAGAGAUGAAUAUUUAAUCACGUAGACGCUGUAAUUUCUAAGUUCAAUUACAGUCAUUUCAUUCAAAAUCGAACUUCAGCCAAGAUAGAGUUGACAAUUUGUAGUUAAAGAAAGGUAACGUUGGCGGAGACUUUAAAGUCGGGUCGUCACACUUCCAAAGGUGCCUUGAACAUCGGCAGGGUGGUGAAAGCCCUUUUCUUUAUAAAGCUGCAAACUUGAUGGAGGUACAUAGCGGGAAAAGAUAUUUAAAACAAAGUUAAGCAUUCAAGUUCCCUUCCCCUCCCCCACCUUUAUAAUUUGAUAAGGAUGUAUAAGGUAAAAUGUUGAAGCUUUCGAGCACAAACGUUUAAAAGCGCCCCUGGCGACGAUUCCAGGGUUUGUUUGUUUUUUUUUUAAAGGGUGUCAUUACUACUGAGAUACUAUGGUCACGUUGACGAAAACUAUUUCGCGCAACUUGUACGGAUAUGAUUUGUUAAGGUGUUGAUUUAUUUGGUUGGUUUGUCCAGCACAGAAGGCUCUAUUUAAACUGAAGAAUGUAUUACUAAAUCGAGAAUUUACACAACUUGGUCAAUAAAAAUGAUUUUCAAAAAAUGAAA
This is a messenger RNA of Stylophora pistillata, 4319 nucleotides long. RefSeq names its product phosphatidate phosphatase LPIN3. Lineage: Eukaryota; Metazoa; Cnidaria; Anthozoa; Scleractinia; Pocilloporidae. Gene Ontology annotation, cellular component: nucleus. Gene Ontology annotation, molecular function: phosphatidate phosphatase activity; transcription coactivator activity. Gene Ontology annotation, biological process: positive regulation of transcription by RNA polymerase II; triglyceride biosynthetic process; cellular response to insulin stimulus. The record is from RefSeq and is a predicted model, not a curated record.